AUGACUGACUAUUGUGGCAGCUACCGACCAACGCGAACCAACGUAUCACGCAUAGGAGUGUUUUUCUCAUUCAUUGCUCCAUUGAGCACUGUACAGAAAAUUUGGCUUUCCCAGCUCCAACUGUUGGCCAAGGGAUUUUUUUUGGUUUGGUGAAUCUCAGACAUUAGGUAUGUGCCGGGGGCUGCGCGAAACGAAGCGAAUUUGGAUGGAUCGUACGAUUAGAUGAAUCUCAUCGGGCCCUGGGGCAGGCCUUAUCAGUCGGCGGGCAAACGUGGAGUGUCGUUAUCGAUGUACACCUUCUUUUUGGGAUGUAUCAAACCUUCACCCACUUGCGACAGCUCGACAUGGGUACGGGUAGGCUCAGUCGCCGUAAAGCUAUGGAGGACGGUACCGGUGAUCAAGCGGCAGAAUGAAAAGGAGUAUUUGCAGCCCCUCUUCCUUUGCAGGUUACCAUUGUUUUGGAAAAUCUAUCUUCCUACGAUUGCCGGACUGAUCCUGUACAAUGAGUAUCUCAUCCACAUGUACCACAGCUUUCAGUGGGCCGAGCUGCAGUGUGAAACGGACAGCUGCGUUAAGAUACUCUUCGUCGCGGAUCCACAAAUUUUGGGCAACACGUUCGACAAGAAGCUCUACUGGCCCUUAGCUAACUUCGACUCCGAUCGCCACCUUCAGCGGACGUACAAACGAGUGGUGCAACACACGACGCCGGAUGUAAUUUGCUUUCUGGGUGAUCUCAUGGAUGAAGGAAGCGUAGCGAACGAUGUACAGUACGCAGCUUACUUCACACGGUUCGUCAACAUUUUCUCCCAACCGACGGCCAAUACCGUUAUGAUCUACAUUCCCGGUGACAAUGAUAUUGGUGGCGAAGGAUUGGAAAGCGUCAAGUCGGACCGCGUGUUGCGGUUUAGGCAAUAUUUUAACGAACAGGAUGAAUCGGCAGUGGAGCCUGUGUUGCGAUUCCUCAACGUGAAUCGCAUCAGCAUGACACUACCGGUGAACAACGCACCCAGCACGCAGGACCCACUGCCGUACACCGUACUGUUGAGCCACAUGCCGUUACUCCGAUGGGCUGACUCUUUUACAUACAAGGUUAUCGAUGAUUUCCAACCGAGUGUGAUUUUUUCCGCACACGAACAUAAGUCCCUCUACGUUAAGACGCACCGCAAUCAGCUGGCACAGGGUGGCGCGUCCUUUGUACCGCUCAACACGGAACGGGGCAGUCGCCACGAGGUGCUGGAGUUCAAUCUGGACUAUCUGAGGGAUACGCGGGAACUGCUGGAGUUUAUCGUGCCGACCUGUUCGUACAGGAUGGGCGAGAUGAAGAUUGGCUACGGAUACGCCCUGUUCGAUGGCGAUAAGCUCAAGUAUACCGUUCUUUGGACGUCUCAACGGUUUUACCAGCUUGCGGUGUACUCCUUGAUGCUCAUACCGCUUAAGUUGGUGUGUGGACAGCUCUGGUGCGGCGUCCUGAAGCGGUACUGGUGCUGUUGUCGACGACGCAAUCGCAACUAUUUACCGCUCCCGUUAGCGUGAGCAGCAUCACAGGAACACAAGCACAAAAAACACCGUAGGAUUAUUGUGACCGUUGAUUCGAAAUGAGUUCAGUAUUUAUUCCUACAUUUAGCAUGCGCUCUGAUACGUGAUGCUGCCAUGGAUGAUUCAAAAUUAAUUUGAUAAUAAGAAGAAAAAAUUCAAAAAAAA
This is a messenger RNA of Anopheles stephensi (Asian malaria mosquito), 1701 nucleotides long. RefSeq lists its product as uncharacterized. NCBI's taxonomy places the organism in Eukaryota, Metazoa, Arthropoda, Insecta, Diptera, Culicidae. The transcript is spliced from 6 exons. Gene Ontology annotation, biological process: GPI anchor biosynthetic process. Gene Ontology annotation, molecular function: hydrolase activity. The record is from RefSeq and is a predicted model, not a curated record. Bases 223 to 1533 code for a protein of 436 amino acids. Gene Ontology annotation, cellular component: endoplasmic reticulum.